AUGAGCGUUUUUGGUGGGCAAAUGGGGUUGAAUUGGAAUAUUGGAGUGUUAAGCGAGUCAAUGAUGAUUAGGAAAUUGCAUCAUUUGUUAAUUGUUCCACACUCUUCUUUUUUUCCAAAUACUGGGAAAGUUUACAGUUGAAUAUUAUGGAGUGCAAUGAAGAGAGCAGAAACCCUCUUCAUACCCGCAAGGCAAAGAAGCAGGCAAGCAGAGGCAGAUCGAGAGGAGAUGGCGGGUCUGUUCGACAAGCAAGCCGAGAUCUACGUUGACGCUCGUCCGACAUACCCGGCACACUGGUACUCCAUGCUCGCUUCUCGCACUCCUCGCCACUCCCUCGCCUGGGACGUCGGCACCGGCAAUGGCCAAGCUGCCCUCGGCGUAGCCGGUCACUACGACCAGGUGAUUGCCACUGACACGAGCGCAGCCCAGCUAAAAUGUGCGAUGCAGCAUCCGAGGGUCUGCUACUUCCACACCCCUUUGCCCAUCUCCAACGACGAAAUCAUGUCCUUAUUCGGAGGGGAAAAUUCAGUGGAUUUGAUUACAGUGGCUCAAGCAGUGCACUGGUUCGACCUGCCCAAUUUCUACUCCCUCGCAACCCAUCUGCUCCGGAAGCCGGGAGGCAUGAUCGCAGUGUGGUGCUACAACGAUGUCGAAGUGAGCCCUAUGUUCGAUCCAGCCAUGAAACGCUUCCACGAUACUACACUGCCCUUUUGGGACCCCAACAUAAAGCACAUAUUCGAUGGUUACAAGAGACUCCCUUUCCCAUUCGAGAGCGUGGGCUUGGGAUGCGAAGGUGAGCCGUUGCCGCUGGACAUACUGAAGGAGCUCUCUUUCGAAGGGUUUCUGAGGAUGCUAAGGUCAUGGUCCGCAGUCACUACGGCUAAGGAACAAGGUGUUGAUUUGUUAUCAGAAGGCGUGGUGAGAGAGCUUGAGGAUGCAUGGGGAGGUCAUGAUCUGGUCAGGUGCAUUGUGUACAAGGCUUUCAUGCUUGCCGGCACAGUGUGAGCUGCAAAUGUCUGUGUCCUCUUUUCGACUUCUUCACAUUAGAAUUGAACCGGCACGGGCGGUUCCAAUGAUCCUUUUGAUUGCCAUUUUUUCACAACCUGAGAACUAAAGAAACCUUAGCUCAGACCUUGUGUGCUGAGCUGAAUAUGCAUAUACUCUGGCUUAUCUCUGUCAAGCGUGUCAAACUUAGGUGGGGAAGGAAUGAUGUCGGAUAGAAUUAUGUACUUGGGGUU
Molecule: messenger RNA, 1238 nt
Organism: Rhodamnia argentea
Lineage: Eukaryota; Viridiplantae; Streptophyta; Magnoliopsida; Myrtales; Myrtaceae
Product: putative methyltransferase DDB_G0268948
Exons: 2
Coding region: 157-1005 (282 amino acids)
Molecular function (GO): S-adenosylmethionine-dependent methyltransferase activity
Source: RefSeq, a predicted model, not a curated record